Messenger RNA from Pogonomyrmex barbatus (red harvester ant), 1386 nucleotides. RefSeq lists its product as uncharacterized. The record is from RefSeq and is a predicted model, not a curated record. Lineage: Eukaryota; Metazoa; Arthropoda; Insecta; Hymenoptera; Formicidae.
UUUUUUUUUGGAGACGCAAAUGCCAGAUGAAAAAUCGACGAGCGCCAAUAUAAACGUCCAUCUGAGAAUACAACAAAGGGAUCAUCGAGCAAAUAUUCAGGCGAAUUUAUGAACGCAUCGUUUAAUUCCAUUGUUUUAUUCGGGUAAAAGUUUGCAAGUGAUGUGCUUUCACCGCUUAUUUCCGUUAACCUGCGAGGAAAGUGCGCGCAGAGAUUACGGCGGAAAGUUGGUGAGCGACUAAUGGGUAUCAUUAACGAUUGCGUGGCCUAUUGUCACAAUGGAGAAAAUCAGAAGAUGACAGUUACUAACUUCGAGCUUAGAUGGACGCGGAUAAAAUGUCUUCACGCUUUGCCGAGAGAGCAACGGGCGCGUCCAAUAUAAAAGUACGUUGCUAUGCAGGCCGCAACGUUACUUCGACUUUAAACGUUCGAGUUAAACAUUUAGUUUUAUAUAUCGUUUUGAUAUUUCGAUUUGAAUAACAAAACGCCUCGAAGAUUGUCCUGGUAGAACAGUAUAACUGAGAUAUCGAGAAAAGAGAAAUUCGGUUGCACUUGGAGAUAAAUCGAGAAAAUGAUAUUCAUGAUUUAAGUGUCUUAAUUUAAAAGAUUUAUCUUUUAAUAAUAAAAAAAUAUUACCUUCGUUUUAAUAACGAGUGUCAUUAAGAAGAAUGAUGAUUAAUGAGAGAGUGUUUGUGCUGAUUGCACUGGUAAUCUACGGCGUGUGUGCUCGCACCGCCGACAAUCGAGAUUCUUAUAGAGAAGCCAAUGAUAAAAAGUAUUCCGGGUCCAUGUUGGCUGAAAUUGCAAAGGAAAUCAUGCAAAGAUCAACGACCAGUCAGGUGUUGAAUUUAAAUCUUUCAAACCUGCUGUUACUUUUGGUACUCAAAGCAGUUGUAUUUGGCGCUGGCUAUAUAGGAAAUCACGGAUACAAAGGACGUGAAUUAGAGGAUGAAAAUGUCGUGUCGGAAGGUGAGCUUUCGCUAGCUCUAGGAUAUUUAAUGGGUGAUACUUGUUUAUACAGAGCAGCUUGCGAAGCACCACAUGUCGCGAAACAAUAUCUUGGUGCGGCGGAAAUGCUCUUGCAAACAAUAAAGUUAAUACCACAAAGCUUACCUGUAGAACCCAAUUAUGAGAGGACAAUCGCAGAAUUCCGGAAGGCAAUUGAAUAUGGCAAUAUUGAGCGAUGUCCACCGGAAUACAGUUGCAAAAAAGAGAAUAUAAAUAAUUUCUUGCAAAGAGAAAAACGAUAACGCAAAUAUUAAUACCGUAUCUAUUUCAUAUUUUCUUCUCAUUCUCUUAUCAAGGUAUAAAAAUCGAAUGUUUUUAGAUAUAUCUUUUUAAAGAUAUUAAUUUUUUAUUAUAGAAAUUAUUUUACUUUUAUUAUUUU